UAUAAAGUAAACAUAUAUUAUAAGAGACUAAUGAAUUACAGUGGAUACUCUUCUUUUGUGUGAUUUAAAAACUUGUUAAGAUUUGAUAAAGGUUCAGAUGUUCUGAAAUCAUAAUGUAUACGAUAUAGGAUCUCGUCUAUAUGAUUCCAUAAUAGUCGUCCUCUGGAGCCGUGGUACGGUUUUAAAAAUCCCUUCAAUGUCGACCACAUGGCUUCAAUGUUGUUAGUAUGAACGCCGGUAGUGGGGCCAACAAAAUAAAGUUUAUUCGCCACGACAUGAUUGACAUACCCGAGUCUAUGAAGGCAUCUAUACGCUCUCCAAUCAUGUGUAUAUACCGUAGUGCCCGGCUGCACGUAUUCCUUUAUAAUUGGUAUUAUUGUACUCGCUUGACGGUUUAUCACCCUCCGGAAAUGCCCCUUUUGUGUUGAGCGAUCAUAAAUUCGAGGUACCUGUCAAGUACAUUUACGAAAGUGCUACUUACCCAAUCUUCCUUGAUACUACGUCCCCUGUUAUAUUUUCACUUUCGCACUAUUGUCUCACCUGUCUACAUAAUACUCCCGACUAAUCCGAAUGAUUCGUGUAGACGUGUCACGCAUACCACUGGACGGCUGAAGUUUCAAGAACGCCUGCAAACGCCGCAGCCAGUGUCACUGGUGCCCUUAUAAUCCAAUUUGCAACUAUUAUCGUGAUUUGCCUCAGUCUCAGUCGCGAUCGAAAGAAGAAAGUCCCCGUUCUAGCAGACUUUUUUCUCCAACAUAAAGAAUAACGAAAUACUAUCUAAUCACGAUAGUCUACACACUGUACUGAAGUCAUUUGAUAACCGCAGCAGUAGUAGUAGUAGUCUUAUCUUUUGUAGCCGCUCAGUAAUCACCUCUUCUCUAAAAUCCGCUGUAAACCGAUCUUAUAUGAGCAUCAGGUGUUGAAUAUGGCUGCGUGACCUUGAAAUCCCUCAAACUCUUAUGAUUGGCUUGUUCAUAAAUAAGAGUCUCGCCUUCUUCUCUAUAAGCGACUACACUCUGACUAGAAUAAACCUUUGUUUAAAUUACAAUAAAGGAAAUACCAAAAAAUCUAUAAAAACAAGGUAAUAAUACUUUCAAUCUUUAUAAACAAUUAAAUUUUGAUUGGUUAAUUAAUAUGGACCAAUCAAAAUUAAGAAAAAUUAGGCUUUUUCAAUUUUUAACUUUAGAAAAUCAUGCUUAUUAGUUAAAAAAUUACCGAUUUAUUCAAAUUAUGCUUGCCACUUCUAUAAUGAUUGAAAAUAUUCCAUUAAUGCCAAAGACACCACAAAUUGUUAUAGAGAUUCCAGAAAAUACAUCAGAAGAAUUAAACUAUAAUGAUUUAUUUAUAAAAUCAAAUCAUCAUCAUCAUCAUUGGACAUCUGGUAGAUCAAGUCCAGGAUCAUGUUUUCAAAAUUUAUUAGCACCUUAUUAUUGGUCAACAAAUCAACAACAAUAUCAUUUAUCAAUAAGUGAAAAUUCAUCAAGUUAUGGAAAUCUUAAAGAGGAUUAUCAUAUAGAUAAACAAAAUGUAUUGAAUCCACAAUUAUAUAUGAGUAGAACACCACCGCCAACAUUAUCAUUAUAUUAUUCAAAUCAAACUAGAAAUUCAUAUUGUUGUAUUGCAAAUCAGAAUACAACAAAAUCUUAUACAUCAUCUGAACAUGACAAAAAUAGUGAUUAUCAACAUUCUAGUUCAACUUCAUUAACUUCGAAUUAUAAUAUGAAUAAAUCAUUAUACUUAGAUAAUUAUACAGAGAAUUAUAUUUGUCAACCACAACAACAACAACACCGCCACCACCAAUAUCACCACCACCACCAACAACAACAACAGUACCUUCAAUCAGAAAGAUUUCCACAUGUACAUAGAUCCUAUACAACGAAAUCUAUGAAAACGAAUUUAAAUAAACCAUCCAAUCGUUCAUUAAGUCCAUAUUCUUUUUAUAAUUAUUAUCCACAAACUAUUAAUUUAUCUAAACAAUGUAUACCAUGUAUAUCAACUAAUAGUCAAUAUAGUGAUUUAGAUUUAUUGAAUUAUCAUUAUAAUAUAAAUCAUUCUGAUAAUAUUUUCUUAUCUAAAACUAUGUUAAGUAAAAUGAAUAAACAAAAAUUAAUACGUAGAGCAUCUACACCAUUAUCCUAUCAAAGUUUAAUGACAUCAUCACAGAUAUUAUGUAAUUCUUCAAUGACUACAAAUACCUCAUAUAAUACCAAUAAUAAUAAUAGUAAUAGUAGUAAUAAUCGAUCGAAUUUGAUUAAUCAUUAUCAAUAUAAUCGAUCAAUAAUUCAACAUCCAUCAUCAUCUAUCAUACAACGUUCUAAUUCUUUACCAGAAUUAUCAACAGUUCUAAAGUAUAAUGAAUAUAAAAUGAAUCCAUCUAUAAAAUCUUAUUCAAAAAUAAUAAAAAAUGAACAAAAUCAAGAUAAUUUGUAUCAUAAAUAUAAAUCGAAUAGAAUACCAUCGAUACAAUCUAAUCAUCAUUUAUUAUAUCCAAUUGAGUUACCAUGUCAACAAAAAUUGUAUUUAUCUACCAUGAGAAAUCAUCGUCGACAUACAGAAGAUUGUAGUCAUCAAAUAAAAAAUAAAUCAUCAUCAUUAUUAUUAGUACAAUUAAAUCGUCGAUCAAAUUCUGUAUGUUCACAAAAUCAUUGUCAUUCUAAUAUGAAUAAUCAUAAUCAUAAUACUACUCAUACUACUCAUGGAAAUAUUGUUAGUAGUAUGCGUAGUGUCAAUUUUAUUAGUAAUAUUCAUAAUAAUAAUAAUAAUAAUAAUAAUAAUAAUAAUAAUAAUUUAGAUCAUUCUAAUCAAAUGAUAAAUGAUUAUAACCAUUAUAUACAACCAUCCAUAUCACUAACGGAUAAUACAAAUUUAGAUAAUACUAAUAAUUCAUUAGAUAUAAGUAGUAAAUCAAUAUAUAAACAAAAUAAUGAAAUCACCAAUGAUAAUCAUCAUAUACUUAAUUCUAAUGAUUUAGAAUUGAAUAAAAUGGAUUCUAAUCAAAAUAUCAUUGAAUUACAUGUGAAAAAAGGUGAUUCAUUUACCCAUUGUCUAUGUUCAUUAAUUGUUCUAUUAGUAUGUAUGCAAUUAGUUGUUGGGAUUGUAUCUACAGGACUUGGAUUAUUUUUAACAUGGAAAGUACCAGAAUUAGAUCCUAUGGAAUGUGCUUAUUUAUCUGGUAUACCACUUAUUAUCUCUGGUUUGGUUGGAACGUGUAUUUGUUUUCAGCAUAGAAUUCCUUCAAUCUCACCACAAUUAAUGAAUAUUAUCCAAAUUAUAUCUGGUAUAUUAUCAUUAAGUUGUUUUAUAAUAUGUCUUACAACAAGUAUAUAUACUGGUAAAAAAGGUAGUUUAAUUGCAUCUUAUGAUAAUACAUGUAAAAUGAUAUCAAUAGAACAAUUAUUAGAACAAAGACAACAACAACAACAACAACAACACCACACCCAACAACAACAACAUCAUCACCCCCAACAACAUCAUCAACCCCAAGAACCCCAACAACAACUUACAUUCAAUACAAAAAUAAUCAAUAAUUCAAUUAAACUUAUUAAAAAUAUAUGUGAAUGUUAUAUUAAUUAUAAUAAACGUAUAGAAUAUUAUCAUCAUAUUUCAUGUCAUUUAUUAUUUUCAUCAAUUAAAGAUUAUAUAAUAUUACAAUCAGCAUUAAUGUGUAUUGGUUGUGGUGUAUCAUUAUGGUUAUGGUUAUUAUUUAUAGAAAAUAAAUUAAAAUAUUAUAUUAAUAAUAAAUAUACAAGAAUAAGUUUUUCAUCAACACGUAGUUCAAUCCCUGAAAUAUUCAUUGAACAUAAUGAUGAAAAAACAAGUAGUACAGAUAUGAAUGAAAUGGAAUAA
Schistosoma mattheei is the source of this 3846-nucleotide messenger RNA. The record is from the annotation of a GenBank genome assembly. Lineage: Eukaryota; Metazoa; Platyhelminthes; Trematoda; Strigeidida; Schistosomatidae.